This is a messenger RNA of Drosophila obscura, 889 nucleotides long. It is a transcript of the gene APC10, whose product is annotated as anaphase-promoting complex subunit 10. Gene Ontology annotation, cellular component: anaphase-promoting complex. Gene Ontology annotation, biological process: protein K11-linked ubiquitination; anaphase-promoting complex-dependent catabolic process. Bases 109 to 696 code for a protein of 195 amino acids. The transcript is spliced from 2 exons. The record is from RefSeq and is a predicted model, not a curated record. NCBI's taxonomy places the organism in Eukaryota, Metazoa, Arthropoda, Insecta, Diptera, Drosophilidae.
AAAAGCAGUGCUGUAAAGGAGAGUAGAAUGCAAAACACAAAACAAAUCAAACUAAAGUAAAUAGGAAAAAAGGCUAAAUACAAGGACUUAAAGAUAGCUGCGCUCAUUAUGACAUCCUCAAUGGAUGAGGACACAACUAUUAAUCCACCCACAACCAGCGAUGAGGACCCGCUGGCCGAGGAGAGACUUGGACUUGUGCGGGAGGUUGGCGCCCAAGCUGUAUGGAGUCUGUCUUCCUGUAAGCCGGGAUUCGGCGUGGAGCGGUUGCGAGACAACAUCAUGGACACCUAUUGGCAGUCCGAUGGACAAUUGCCGCACCUGGUCAACAUACAAUUCCAUAAGCGGACAAACAUCAGCCAGAUCUACAUCUACACCGAUUACAAGCUGGACGAGAGCUACACACCCUCGCGCAUCUCCAUACGAUCGGGCACUAACUUCAACGAUCUGCAGGAGUUGCAAGUGAUGGAUCUUUCAGAGCCCACCGGCUGGGUGCAAGUGCCCAUCAAGGACGGCAAUGUGAAGUCCAUACGCACAUUCAUGCUGCAAAUCGCAGUCAUUUCGAAUCAUCAAAACGGCCGGGACACCCACAUGCGUCAGAUUCGCAUACAUGCCCCCGUCGAGGGCAAACACUAUCCCCUGGAGCUGUUCGGUAAGUUCGGAACUGUGGAUUUCCAGAAGUUUGCCACCAUUCGUUGAGGGAGAACCAAUCCAAUCAUGACGAGUUAGAGGUUUUAUAAUUAUGUAUUUUUGUGUAUUUUACUGCUAAAAUGCAACUUUUAAAAGGUUACUUUAGUACUUUUGUAUGCAUAUUUUUGGUGUUUCUAAUUAAAUGCCCAUCACUGUAUACAUAAAUCAAUUGCAAUUUAAAUAUACCAUCGUUUAAGCUUAA